AUGACUAAUGAGUUCUUGUUGUUCAUCAUACCUGCCAUAACUUCCCAAUAUAUCUCCAUGGCUGUUAAGAUGGUUGAGAUGAGUGUGGGACCCACAACCUGGAAAAAGCUUGAGGACCAUGCAAACAAGGCAAUGCGUGUAAAAGCAAUCAUUGAGUUGAUAGCAGUUCAUCAAAUGUGUGUUAUGGUUGUAAGUGACAAACCCUAUUGGAUGAGGUUUGUUGUUUUCUGGGCAAGCAUUGGGACAAUGGUUUUCAUGCAUGUAAGCUUCUGGAUGUGGUCAAAAGAGGUAAAAACAGACCAAGUAGAGAAAGGUGGAUUGUCUGCAGUAAAGAAUCAAGUAUGA
Lactuca saligna is the source of this 345-nucleotide messenger RNA. Lineage: Eukaryota; Viridiplantae; Streptophyta; Magnoliopsida; Asterales; Asteraceae. The record is from the annotation of a GenBank genome assembly.